Dinoponera quadriceps is the source of this 2331-nucleotide messenger RNA. RefSeq names its product CCR4-NOT transcription complex subunit 11 (gene Not11). Gene Ontology annotation, cellular component: CCR4-NOT complex. Lineage: Eukaryota; Metazoa; Arthropoda; Insecta; Hymenoptera; Formicidae. Bases 437 to 1807 code for a protein of 456 amino acids. The record is from RefSeq and is a predicted model, not a curated record. Gene Ontology annotation, biological process: mRNA catabolic process; negative regulation of translation. The transcript has a single exon.
CGGACGUUACAACGUCAAUCAGAUGCAAGAGCUCGCUAAGUACUCUUUGAGAAUUUCGUAACUUCCGCUACGAGCCGCCACCAUUUACUUCCACUAUCAAUUUGCCCACCUCUGCUUCCGUAAAUCUGAGAUCGUUCGUUGACCGUAACCUGUUUUGACAAGCGUCGAAGGAAGUAUACGCACAGGUAUAAAUCGGUAUGUUUAAGAGUGAAUUUACUCAUUAAUGAAUACAUAUUAAAUCAACAAGACGAGUUUGCAUACUCGCUUGAACGAUUUCCUGCUGAACAAGUAGAGAGAUAUUGGUACAUAAAAGGGAACGCAGCUGCUGUUUGCGUAUAUAUGAGGACGUAUAUAUCACGACGACGGAGUAAAAGCAAGAUACUUCGUCAGGAAGAAAGCGUGUUGUUUCAAAUGUUUUAUUUGCUGCGUAAAGAAAAUGACGCUUCCUUCGAAGGACUUGGUUAAACUACUUGAUCUCAUCAACGAGGAGCAUUUGGACACCACCCUGGAGAAUCUGUGCAACCAGUUGCACCAGAGCUUCCCCAAGGAGGAUCGUUUCAAAGUCGGUAGCACGUUGUUGUUAUUGUUGCAACAUGUCGAUCUGCUACCGAAGCAUGUUCAACGCAUCAUAGCUUUAGCUCUACUGUUCAAUCUGUACAAAGGUGAGCCAUUAGCCUCUACACCCUUCGCUCCUGUGUUUGUUCAGAUGCUAAAGACGCCACAGGAAGAUACCAGCAAUGGGAUCCCUAAGCCGUCCAGUCACACCGGUCACAUACCAUUUUUGUCCACCUGUGAGAAGAAUCUGCUGGUGAAUUUAAUAGGAUACAAUCAAAAGGAGAUCAUGAAGAAAACACCACGUCAGAUAGUAGACGAAUUUUAUUUCGCCUCCGUGCCAUCUAUAGAUUUAACCAAUUUGCAGUUACAACUAGCGGAACAUCAUUCCGAGCUGCCAUCUGUCAGCAAGUGUGGACAUCCUGUAAUUUUGCCAGAUAUGGAUCAAUCCAAAGUGACGGAGAUCGACAAGACUGCCAUGCGAAGCGUGAUGGAGAAACUCACGACCGGUGAUCCACCUUUAUGCAGGCAGAGCUAUCAUCCUGAAUUUUUGAGGCUGACGCCGCCUCUUCAUCAUUCCAUCAACGAGUUACCCUGGUUCGAUGUCACAGAACCAACUCAGUUUACAAUCGAGUAUGACACCAGCAUGUGUGUGUCCAAUUGCGCCGGUGCGGAAGCUCGUAAACUGAUGGGCAAGGCUUUCAAAAAUGUUCUGACUCUGCAGCAACAGCAGCACUUGGUGAACGAGUUGGACAGAGACCCGAAGUUGGUCUAUCAUAUUGGACUUACACCGGGCAAGUUGCCGGAUCUGGUUGAGAACAAUCCUCUGAUCGCUAUCGAAGUUUUACUGAAGCUAAUGCAGUCCAGCCAGAUCACCGAGUACUUCAGCGUGCUGGUGAAUAUGGAGAUGUCCCUUCACUCCAUGGAAGUCGUGAACAGAUUAACCACCACUGUGGAUCUACCGACGGAAUUUGUACAUCUUUACAUCAGUAAUUGUAUAUCCACUUGCGAGACUAUCAAGGACCGUUACAUGCAAAACCGACUCGUACGGCUGGUUUGCGUGUUCCUGCAGUCCUUGAUAAGAAACAAGAUCAUAAACGUGCAAGAGCUGUUUAUCGAAGUGCAAGCGUUCUGCAUUGAAUUUAGUCGCAUCAGGGAGGCCGCUGCGUUAUUCCGACUUCUGAAACAACUCGAAUCGGGUGAUACCGGUGGACUCAAUGCUCCACCUACGAAAAGUAAAAUCGAUAUGUGUUAAAUGUAUUAUCGUGCGCCGGAAUAUUAUUUAAAUUAUUUAUAACGCGAGAGAAGUAUCGUUUAUUAAUCGCGUAUAGAAAUUGGCAAAAUGAGAUUCAUAAUAGACAAGAUAAUUAUACUUGGUCGUUGUAGAUCGUAUCCUGUACGAUACGAGAUUGAAUUGUUCACGAAUCCUCGGAGUAUCUAAAUAAAAUUAUUUGAUCGACAGUCUGUUAAUUUAUUACGAUGACUAUGCAGGAUAUGUAGUUACCAUAAUAAAAUAAUCGUGAAAUCUGAUCAUGAAAAAGUGAACUUUAAAAUUCGAUCGCACGUAAAACUUGAUUUUAAGCCAAAUAUGUUGCUUUAACAAAAUUUUACUGAUACUAUGCGAUCUUGACUGGAUAUGUGAUGCAGAAUGAACAAGGUUUACAUACAUAUGAUAUGUUGCGAACAUAUUUGGAUCGUGAGUAAUGUGAUCUAGUCUAAAAUCCUUUUAUCUAUAUUAUGUCUUUCUACAUUGAGGAUUUUAUAAUAUGCACGAUCAUA